Messenger RNA from Phytophthora sojae, 753 nucleotides. RefSeq lists its product as hypothetical. The transcript has a single exon. The annotation marks the transcript as partial. Lineage: Eukaryota; Oomycota; Peronosporomycetes; Peronosporales; Peronosporaceae. The record is from RefSeq and is a predicted model, not a curated record.
AUGGCUUCAAGCGCGCGUACGAUGCUUCCCCAGAAGCGAAAGCAACUGACCCGGAAGCAGAAGCUGCUAGCAGACAUGCCGACGCUGGUGCUGGAGCAGCUCGAGCGCGAGGCCUUGCGAUACCUGGAUGACGCCGAGAGACUGAGCAAGAAGAAGUCGACGCCAGCCCCAGUUGACGCCGAUGCCUUCCCGUGGGCUGCACGGGCCGCGAGCUUCCGCCCUGCGUUCUACAGACCCACAGUGAUGUUGGGCCACAGCGGUGUGCGUCGACCCGGUAUCGACGCUGUGAGCCGCUUGCUGGUCAGCCAAGACAAGCGCAGUAUCAAGUGCUUCGUGCAGAGUGUCGACGAGGAGACCGGUAAGCUGUCCACGCAGUGCGAUCAUCUCAGCAAGAACGCAUCGUCCGCGUCGCCGGCCUUUUUGAUUCUGGACCUGCUGAGCUUGCACAGCAUUCGCGAGCUGGAAGAGGUCGUGCGCACAAGGCUGGUACAGGCUCUGGGGAAGCGAUCGCGCUACACCCGCGAGCAUUUCGGCAUGGAGGCGCACCAAGCGCAGCGUUGGCUGGAGCAGCAGCGUCGCAAGAAGGUCGGCGAGCAGCCACCUAUCUCUCUUUGGUAUUGCAGUGCGGAUGGCGUCCGCCGUCACAUCAAGCUCGAUGAGUCGUCGGCCAAGCCGUCACCCAAGGACAUGCAGGCGUGGCUCUGCUUCUGCGCGAAUGUGUGCCAUCUCUCGGUGGUGAUCGCGGCGCCGAAG